This is a messenger RNA of Myzus persicae (green peach aphid), 1841 nucleotides long. RefSeq names its product LETM1 domain-containing protein 1. The coding region runs from base 532 to 1740 and encodes 402 amino acids. Gene Ontology annotation, molecular function: ribosome binding. Gene Ontology annotation, cellular component: mitochondrial inner membrane. The record is from RefSeq and is a predicted model, not a curated record. Lineage: Eukaryota; Metazoa; Arthropoda; Insecta; Hemiptera; Aphididae. The transcript has 7 exons. Gene Ontology annotation, biological process: intracellular monoatomic cation homeostasis.
UAGUACGGCGCGAAAAACUAAAUUUCAUACGGUCAACCGGACCGGACCGUUGGUAACCGAUCGUUUCUCAGUGGUUCGGCAAUUUGGAUGAUGGAUUUCAUUGAGGAAUAGAAAAAAAAAAUUCUAUUUUUGAUUUAUUGAUGUUGAUAGCACUUGAUAAGUUUAAUAAUAAUAUUUACGCCGUGAGCUUAGCCUCUAAUCAUCAUGGUCGUUGCUCUAUGUACUCACUCACGGGCAAUAAUGAUAUAUAUGUAUACGGGUACACACAGUUUCAUAUUAUAAUCUGUCAUUCGAUCAUGACCAAGACGCCAAGUACAUUAUCAGCUGUGCCGUUAUCACUACCAGCUAUCUGUCAUAUACUCAUAUUAUUAUAUUUUGUUUUCGCUACAGAAUUAAAAUACCGAUUUGGAAAUAAUAAUGUAAAUUUUAAACGCAAACUUUUUUCGAUCACAACAAUAUAGUAUCGGCAUUCUCAAUCGUGUGAGAGCCAAAUCAGAUUUAACAUUGCUAGCUAGUGCCUGGCCGCGUACAAUGAAGUUCAUGAUCAGCACCUCUCGGUGCUAUGCUGCCACCAAUUGCAGAUUGUUGAAUUUUGAACACAGAACGUACAAAAACAGUCGAUUUUUCAGGAAUUCAGUAGUUUUGCAGUUACCAAGCAAGGAACCAUUGAAAACAGAUACAAAACCUCAGGCAGUUCCGCCCUAUCUAAGUGGCAGUGGUGUUGAUAGUACUAACCAAUGUUUACAAUCUACUGAAAAAAAAAAUGCUUCGUUAAAUAACACUGUUGUUAAGCAUGAUAAUAAAUUAGACAAUAAACAAAAUAUGAAUGAGACAAAGAUCUUAGAUGAUAAAAACUUCACAAUGCGACUUGCGAAGAGAAUUGAAAAAUGGUCUCCAUCUACUGCAAAAUAUGCAAGACUGAGUGUUUUUGGGUGUAAAUAUCUAUACAAAGAUGUUCUAGUGUUACUGUCAGCUUAUAAAAAAUAUUAUAGUUCUGAUUUGUCGUCCUUAACUUAUGCCGAGUUGGAGUUGAAGUAUAGGUUACCAAUGCAACUUGUUCGUUUGACACCGAUCCUAAUUUUUUGGCCUGUACCAUUCACUAAUUUGUUUCUGUUUCCAUUAGCGUUCAUGUUUCCUAAGUAUUUGCUAUCUGAGCAUUUUUGGUCAGAUGAACAACUUAAAGAGUAUUGGAUAAAAGAUCAACAGAACAAUUUUGAACACACCAUGAGAGUUUUUGAGCAUUUGAGCUUAAUGGCUGAAGAAUGUUCAGAUGAUAUGCUUUUAAAAUGGUUUCGGGUAAUUGAAUGUUUGGGAGCAGGAGGUGUAUCCCCAGUGGACGACAUUAUUCAAGCCAUCCCCGUUUUUACUAUGUUCCCGUAUCAUUUUAGUACUUUGCCUCGUCAACAUAUUACAGUACUAUUAAAAAUGUAUAACAUACACCGUGGAUGGAGAAGAAGAGUGAGGUUAAAGAAAUUAGCACAAUACAUACAAUUUAUGGAUAAGGCAAUAGAAUCCGAAGGUGGGCCUGAUCAAUUAAAUGAUAGACAGUUAAAAUGGGCAUGCUUAUUUAGAGGUUUAAGCCCUUUUUCGUCAACUAGGGAAACACUUGUCUUAUAUCUAAAAGACUGGAUAAAGAUCUCCUCGAAGAUCGAUAAUGAUUCACUUAGCUGUAUACUCCAUUGCCAGGUUUUAUUGGCAUUAAAUCGACCAGAAAAUGACAUACUAAGGAAGACAGAAUAAUAAAUGGUGCUUAAUUAAAAAGUAAAAUAAAUUAUCAUUUAAAACGUAGACAGAAUAAGCCAUUGUAAUUACAAUAAUAAUAAAAUCUAGUCUGUACUUUU